AGACAGGUUGUCACAUUCCUGAGGCCUCAAAGUCUUGCGAAAGUGACUCUAAUUAUUCAAAUCUGUUGGAACUCGGACUCCAAACACUUCAAAACAAACUUCAAACUUUCCCUUUAGCUCCAAAGCAAAGACUCUUGCUAAAACACAAGUAAACACACAAACUCCAUUUACAUAGCUAAUAGAGGUUCACCAAUGUAAGUCUCUGCAUGGCACUGAGGUUUUUACUUGGGUUUCCGUAAAGAGAUGGUGGAAUAUGUCGUGUAAAAGGGACCAUAUCAAGGACGGUUGCUGUUGUGUUUUGAGCAGGUCACACAGACGCGGAGACGCGGCCAGUCCCUACUUUGUCAACUCGGGCUAUGUGUUCGCCCCCGCCACCAGUGCCAACGACAGCGAGAUCUCCAGCGACGCCAUGACGGACGACUCCAUGUCCAUGACCGACAGUAGUGUAGAUGGGAUCCCUCCAUACAAGCUGGGCACCAAGAAGCAGCUCCAGCGGGAGAUGCACCGCAGCGUCAAGAUCAACGGCCUGGUCUCGCUACCCCACUUUCCCGUGAGUCCCGCUUCUUGUUUACUUCCUGUUUUUUUUUAUGUCUGAUGUCUUUAUACACAGUGUCUUUUAUAUCUUUAAAA
This is a messenger RNA of Salvelinus sp. IW2-2015, 630 nucleotides long. Its product is annotated as axin-2-like. Gene Ontology annotation, molecular function: ubiquitin protein ligase binding; beta-catenin binding; molecular adaptor activity. Gene Ontology annotation, biological process: regulation of centromeric sister chromatid cohesion; positive regulation of protein kinase activity; negative regulation of canonical Wnt signaling pathway. Lineage: Eukaryota; Metazoa; Chordata; Actinopteri; Salmoniformes; Salmonidae. The record is from RefSeq and is a predicted model, not a curated record. Gene Ontology annotation, cellular component: plasma membrane; beta-catenin destruction complex; nucleus.